GCAGGAGGGAGCACAGCUGCGUCCGGUUCCUCUGAUCAGAGUCCUCACCACCGCUCUCCUCUGAGGCUGCGUCCGGUUCCUCUGAUCAGUGUCCUCACCACCGCUCUCCUCUGAGGCUGCGUCCGGUUCCUCUGAUCAGAGUCCUCACCACCGCUCUCCUCUGAGGCUGCGCGGACCCACCGACCACAACACACCGCUGCUGUCACUUCACCUGCACUACUUUACCUCCCAGCUGACCGGAGGAGUGAAGAGAAGCUCUGAAGACACAUGUGAGGAUUUGCUGUUGUGACAGUUCUCUGCUGCCGCCCCGGGGUUCUUCUUCUCCUCCACCUGCACUUGCAUGAGUCCGAAACUCGGGUAGUGACCGUCGACAUGAGAGCUCAAAUAGAGGUCAUUCCCUGCAAAAUCUGUGGGGACAAAUCAUCAGGGAUUCACUAUGGUGUCAUCACCUGUGAAGGCUGCAAGGGUUUCUUCCGACGUAGCCAGCAGAACAAUGCUAUGUACUCCUGCUCACGUCAGAGAAACUGUCUCGUUGACCGGACCAACCGUAACCGCUGUCAGCACUGCAGGUUGCAGAAGUGUCUUGCUCUGGGCAUGAGCCGUGAUGCUGUGAAGUUUGGUCGAAUGUCCAAAAAACAGCGUGACAGCCUGUAUGCAGAGGUCCAGAAGCACCAGCAGUCCCAGGAGUGUGCGGGCCUCGCCGCCCGCGAGGACAAUGGCGACAUGGCCGACCUCACCUGCCCCUACAGAAGAGGCUCAAGCACUGCGCUCAGUGAUCUGGACGACAUCACCACGCUGCAAGGAGACCUACUUUUCGACAUGCCGCUGACCCCGAGGGACGCAGGUGGUGACUACUGUAACCUGGACAUGCUGGGUGGCAGCGCAGGCAGCAGUUCAUCCUCUCAGAGUUCACCAGAACAGACCAACUUUGACUUUGUAGACGGCAACCUCGGCAUCAAGCAUGAGUACCAGCUGUUGCACGACUCUGGACUCUUCUCACACGCUAUCCUCAACCCACUGCCGGGGGGCUGCUACCUGCUUGAAAUUGAGCGUAUAACUCAGAGUGUGGUCAAGUCCCAUAUCGAGACAAGCCAGUACAGCACAGAGGAGCUGAAGAGAAUGGCGUGGACCUUGUAUAACCCAGAAGAGACACGCUCAUAUCAGACCAAGUCAGCUGAGGUGAUGUGGCAACAAUGUGCCAUUCACAUCACCAACGCAAUCCAGUACGUCGUGGAGUUUGCGAAGCGCAUCUCUGGCUUCAUGGACCUGUGUCAGAACGAUCAGAUUAUCCUCCUCAAAGCAGGCUGCAUGGAUGUUCUUCUGAUCCGCAUGUGCCGGGCCUACAACCCCAUCAAUAACACAUUGCUCUUCGAUGGAAAGUUUGCUACUCCUCAGUUUUUCAAAGCUCUCGGCUGUGAUGACCUCGUGAACGCAGUGUUUGACUUUGCCAAAAGCCUGAGCCGCAUUCAAAUGUCCGAGGAGGACAUGGCUCUCUUCAGUGCUGCUGUGCUGCUCUCACCAGACCGACCCUGGCUCACAGAUGUCCAGAAAAUACAGAAGUUGCAGGACAAAGUCUACGUGGCUCUGCAGCGCUGUCUACAAAAAGAGGGGGCAUCAGAAGAGAAACUAGCGAAGAUGGUGUCCAGGCUCCCCAUAAUGAAGUCCAUUUGUAACCUCCACAUCGACAAACUGCAGUUUUUCCGCCUGGUGCACCCGGAGACAGCAUACACGUUUCCUCCUCUGUACAGGGAGGUGUUUGGCAGUGAAAUCACCUUCCCAGACUCCACGGAGGGUUAGAGCUGUUCAGCUUUGUAGCUUGAUUCAAAUAUAAACACUGAGGUUUAGGGAGAGGGGAGAUUAAAAAAAUGUGGCAACCAGCUGAGGCAAAAUCUAACCAGCAGCUCAAUGACAAUCCUGCACGCUACACUUGAGGACACGCUCCUCUCACCUCUUAACUCCCGACCUUGUGGAGUAGCUUACACUGCCCGGCAAGCCAGUCCCUUCAGUUUCGACGCACAACUACAGGAACGGCUGCUGGCCACUCAGUGCAUGUUACCUCUUUUUUUUUUUUAGGGAGUUAAAGGAAAUGAUUAAAUAGUAGCCUAUAAUUUGUAUUCUCAAAACUAUUUUUCUAUGAGGAGACCUUAAACCUCUCGUCGAGUUUAAUUUCUUUGUAAUAUAAAUUUGACUUCUAUCGUUCUCACAGUUCUAGUAAGCUAUUUUUGAAUGUACCCCCUUUCCCUUUUACCGCUCAGCACAGCCCUAGGCUUGAUGUAGAAUGUACAUACUUAAAAUCCUCACCCUCUUUGUGGAGGUUUUGCAGUAACAAUGCUUGUUUCAGUUGUCAGUCUCGUAACAGUUUAUCACUUCAUUCAAUAUUCUUUCGGUAGUGCCCAUAUUUUUGCAGUUUUGUAACGUCUGAACAAACUGUUUAAAGGGACCAUGAUCAAACUCACAGGCUGAUAGGUUUUUAAACUGGGUGAAUCGCGGGCAAACCUCCGGUGUCUGCCGCCAUGCACCUACAAACGCUUGCACACAGAGCGCAAAACAGAGCACUUAUGCUGAUCUUUGUUGGUAUUUCUACGAGCACACCCUUCAGACACUGAUGUGAGCUCUUUAUUUUUUUAAUGCAAUCAGUGACCUCAGUCCUUAAACCUUUUCCCUUUGCAAAUGCCACUUAGAGAGCAAGAGAAAAGCAGAGGUAUUGUGAAAGUAUUUUCCGAUGUUCCUGUUUUUAUAUAUAUAUAAACACUAAUAUAAUCAUGUAAGGUAAGAGCAGGGGGGAUUUCUCACAGAGCGAAGAGGAGGUGCUGGGCAGCCAACCGCUGUGGGGCUGUGAGCAUCUGGAGUUGUUGCUGCUCAGGCCCCUCCGCACAGGCCAAAAUACCUCUCAACACCAGCAGGGUAAAAUAAGUAAUGGGGGGGGGGUUGGUUGGUUGUUGAAAUGUGCCGGUUUUAUUUACCUACACGGUUAAAAAAGGGGCAAAGAAUAGAGAGUGGGCAGUUGGGUGUUAUUUUUAGCUCCUUGGAUGAGAGUUAGAGGGGAUUUACUGUCUGUCUCACUCUCAACUCUCACUGCUGCUGGGACGGGCAGAUUGUGCUGCUGCAGGCGGCCGAGAUGUUCUGAUUGGAGAAAUAAAUCCUCUAUUCCUUAUUCCCCA
Molecule: messenger RNA, 3161 nt
Organism: Limanda limanda (common dab)
Lineage: Eukaryota; Metazoa; Chordata; Actinopteri; Pleuronectiformes; Pleuronectidae
Gene: rorca
Product: RAR-related orphan receptor C a
Exons: 10
Coding region: 373-1797 (474 amino acids)
Biological process (GO): regulation of transcription by RNA polymerase II
Cellular component (GO): nucleus
Molecular function (GO): RNA polymerase II cis-regulatory region sequence-specific DNA binding; nuclear receptor activity; zinc ion binding
Source: RefSeq, a predicted model, not a curated record